Molecule: messenger RNA, 813 nt
Organism: Gastrolobium bilobum
Lineage: Eukaryota; Viridiplantae; Streptophyta; Magnoliopsida; Fabales; Fabaceae
Product: alpha carbonic anhydrase 1, chloroplastic
Exons: 6
Coding region: 1-813 (270 amino acids)
Molecular function (GO): zinc ion binding; carbonate dehydratase activity
Source: RefSeq, a predicted model, not a curated record
AUGGCCUUGCGAAUUUCCUUCUCAAUUCUUUCCAUAGCACUUUUAGCUUCAUGCAUUUCGGCAGAGGAACAUUCGGGUGAUUUUGGUUAUAAUGGUCCAAAUGGUCCUGACAAAUGGGGAAGCAUAAGUCCAUCUUUCGCAGCUUGCUCAAAUGGGAAAGCUCAGAGUCCAGUGAACAUUAGGAAGGCUAAUAUUGUAUUGAACAAGCAAUUGAAAUCCAUAGACAGAGAAUACCAUCCUGCAAAUGCCACUCUGGUUAACAACAAAGUCAACAUUGGGGUUCAUUUUGAAGGAAAAGCAGGACAUGUUAUUAUAGAGGGAAAAAAAUACUUCCUCAAACAAAUGCACUGGCAUUGUCCAUCAGAGCACCGAAUUAAUGGCAGACAAUAUGAUGCUGAGCUCCAUCAAGUCCACGAGACCGAAGAUGGAAGCUUAGCAGUUGUGGGAGUGCUCUACAAAGUUGGACGUCGUCCGAGUCCUAUCAUAUCCAAGAUUGAAGACAAGUUGGUUGAGCUGGACAAAGAGAACCGUGCAGGCCAUAAAGAGGCCCAUAUAGCUCUUGGUACCUUUGGUUUAGAGAAGAUGAAGGGAAGAACCAGCAAGUAUUAUCGAUAUGUUGGUUCUCUCACCACUCCUCCAUGCACAGAGGGGGUUAAUUGGAACGUCAAUGCCAAGGUGAAAUCACUUUCCAAGAAACAACUAGAGCUCCUAAAGGCACCAUUGAAUCCAGAGUUCAAGUACAACGCAAGGCCAGUGCAGCCACUGAAUGGCCGCAAAGUUGAGAUGUUCUAUCAGUGCAAGCAGAGGCAGUGA